AUGGCCACUUUCACCUUCUCCAUGUCCCUAUCAUCUUUUCGUUCCUUUGUGCCCAUUUGGCACCACCGUGCUCCCAACCACCGGAGCUUGGGCCUCUUUGACGUCACGCAGCGUAUGAGGUUGCCGCCGCCUCUCAAAUGUUCCGCCGCAGAACCCAACCAGGAAACCAAGGUUCCCGCCACUUCCUCCGGCUCCGGCGAAUGGACUCAUAAGCUGACCGCGGGGAUCGCCGGGAUCGGCUUCCUUGAAACCUCGUACCUUACCUACCUGAAGCUCGCCGGUUCCGAAGCAUUUUGUCCUAUCGGUGGUUCUCCCUGCGAUGACAUACUCAACAGUGAUUACACGCUUAUUUUCGGUGUUCCUCUUCCUUUGGUUGGGAUGGUGGCGUAUGACUUGGUUGCGGCGCUUGGUCUGCAAUUGGCCACAAAGAAGAUGUUGCCUUUUGGGAUUGGCAGGUCCAGCUCCCAGCUCAUGGUGUUGGGAACCACUACCUCCAUGGCAGCUGCUAGUGCCUAUUUCUUAUUCAUUCUCAGCACAAAAUUCUUUGGGUCGACUUGCUCAUACUGUUUACUUUCGGCAUUCUUGUCUUUCAGCGUUGAUGGUGGCUGA
Arachis stenosperma is the source of this 609-nucleotide messenger RNA. Its product is annotated as thiol-disulfide oxidoreductase LTO1-like. The transcript is spliced from 2 exons. The record is from RefSeq and is a predicted model, not a curated record. The coding region runs from base 1 to 609 and encodes 202 amino acids. Lineage: Eukaryota; Viridiplantae; Streptophyta; Magnoliopsida; Fabales; Fabaceae. Gene Ontology annotation, molecular function: oxidoreductase activity.